AUGUUGCCCCAUCAGAGUGACACAGGCGUACAGUCUGCUGAAGUCUCAGUAAUAACUUGCACCGGUGAUAUAAGCGAAGUAAGCAACCUAACAACCGAGAAUAAUGAUUAUGGAGCCGAGAUUCCUGUCGCCAAAAUAGAUAUAAUAUCACCUAUUGAUAAUUCGUCGCUUGUGGAGCUUGAGAAUUUUAUUGACGAUUCAUUUUGUAAUAUUAUGAACUCCCGACACAGUGAAGUAACGAAGGGUACUGUGGAACAAGUAUUUGUAAAUUCUACCCCCUUUAAACAAUGCAAGAGCGACAGCGCCACUAUAAAAAAUGCAUUAUUUGACAAUUUUAAAGAGAAGGUUGAAUGUGAAAUAUCAAAUUUAUUGGCUAAACUCACCAAGCAAGACGAAACUAUCAACAUAAAUAAGCAAGAUAUAUGCAAAUUGCGUGAAGAAAAUUUGCAUCUCAAAUCACGUAUCUCCAAAUUAGAAGGAAUGAUGGCCUCGGCCUUCAUAGAAAAACUCCCUGGUGCUAUUGAAAUAUCUUGUGUCACACCUACAACGCAGUACGUCCCCAUAAGCACUAAGGAAAAGGCCAACGAAGACCGACUACCGGAAAGUAAUGUGCCUAAUAUGCAGUCCAAUCCAGAAUUUAGUGUACCUACUUAUGAAAAUUUGACCUUGCAAUCGCGAACCCAGCAGUCAAAUAAGAAUUGUUACGACCGCCCCCCAAAGAAUUCCACUCCUUGUCCAUUUCUUCUGCGUCGAGGUUGGUGUCGAAAGGGAAACCGAUGCGACUUUCAGCAUCUUAAACCAUCUCGCAAUACACAUAAACAUAAUGUCCCCUGUCCGUUUUUGCAGAACAGAGGCUUCUGUCUAAAAGACGAUCGAUGUGAUUUCUCCCACGCUUGGGUACCAACCAGAAGGUCGGUAUUAAAAACCACUACUAGUAGCCAUUUGCCACCUGCCUCUUUUUUAUCCCGAGCGCAAGUGCCAUUGCCACCAAACGUCCACAAAGCCCAACCUCAGCAGCUCCAAACGUACAGCCUACACCCAUGGCGACCCCCAUCUUAUCCAAGGCCGUUAAUGGAAAUCCCACUACCCGCGUCCAGUUUUCCCCGAUUAUCCUCCCAGAUCCACCAAAACAGAUUUUACUAAAUCCUUCUAAACAGAGCUCCACUCCAUGUUUACCUGACAAUUGUUCGUGUGACAAUGAGACAGUAAGCACAAUUCCUGUUAUAAUCUCGAAACGAAUUAAUAAGAAAUAUAAUGUGCGAUAUCGACAUGACUCCAUCCGGCCAAAUAAUUUAAUUAAAAUUCCUAUUAAACACUUGCCGGGUUCCCAACAUACGUUCGUUCCCUCCCUAAUGCUAUCUAAUGUUAUGUCAUUGGUGCCCAAAAUAGAUGAAUUACGCGACGUUAUCCUCAAUAGUGAUGUAGAAAUAGCUUGUAUUACCGAAACGUGGCUCAGAGAUCAUAUCGAUGAUAACGUUGUUAAUGUGUCAGGAUUUAGGUUGGUUCGCCUUGACAGAAUUAACAGUCAACACGGGGGAGUCUGUAUGUACGUUAGGAAUAAUAUUCAAUACAACAUUGUACAAGACCUUUUAGACAGCAAUUUUGAAAUCGUCUGGGUUCAUAUUCGCCCUACUCGUCUUCCAAGGGGAAUUCCAUGCAUAAUUAUUGGAACGUUAUACCAUCCUCCAAGUGCUAACAAUCAAGAGAUAUUAGAUCAUUUAUUAAAAUGUCUAUCAACAAUCGAAUCUCGUUUUCCCAAUAAUGGUGUCAUCCUGCUUGGAGACUUUAACAACUUAAACGUCUCUAGAAUCAAACGUAACUUUAGGCUUAAGCAAAUUGUGAACUUUCCCACACGUGGCCGGAACACCUUGGACCUCAUCCUAACUAAUUUGAAAGACUAUUAUGCUUCCCCCACUAACCUCUCUCCCCUCGGUCUUUCCGAUCACGUAACGGUUAAAGUUUUACCGCUCUCCCGAACAACAACAUCCAAGUCCAAGUCCAAAACAAGCAUCAAAACAAGGGACAUUAGACCAACGAAACGUUUAGCAAUGAGAACAUAUUUGGAAGCUGUUGACAUUCAAACCUUGAUAGAUAAUAAGAUCUCUUGUGAGGAAAAAACUACGAUGUUGGAAAAAAUCGUUAGCACAGGUAUGAAUUCCCUUCUUCCAAUGAAGAGGAAAACGAUCAUAGCUAACGAGCCCCCAUGGCUCAAUGAAAACCUUAAAAAGUUGAUACGUGCGCGCCAGGAAGCCUUGUCCUUUGGUGACAUGGUUACCUUCCGAUUACUUAGGAAUCAAGUUAAUCGAGAGAGGAAGUCAAGCCGUUCAAAAUAUUACGAUUCAAGAGUUAAACAAUUGAAAGAAUGUGAUCCUUCCGGUUGGUGGAAGGAAAUUAAGAAACUUAGUGGGAUGUCUGCAGUGUCAAGUGACAGUAUAACUUCAAUUCUACAACAUGUUGUUUGUGACCCAGUCGAACCGACUCCACUUAAUAUUGCCAAUGUUAUUAACAACGCAUUCCUUGCCUCAAUGAGUGACUUUUCUCCAUUAUCUCCCAACGUCCGUCUUGCCACCGAUAAAGAACCCCCAUUUACCGUCACAGAGCAAUCAGUUUUUCAGAAACUGUUACCACUAAAUCCGACCAAAGCAACUGGGCCAGAUGGUAUUCCCUGCUGGCUUUUAAAAGAGAACGCCGAUAUUUUUGCACGACCAGUAAUGUCGAUUAUUAACUGUUCAUUCUUGGAGUCUCGCUUACCUCCUUCAUGGAAGGAAGCCGAUAUAGUACCAAUACCCAAGCAAAAACCUGUCAAUGACGUAAAUAAAGAUCUAAGACCAAUCUCUGACUCCAGUACUCUCUAAGGUCGCUGAGGAAUACGUAGUUGAAUGUUUUGUAAAACCAGCUGUAUUGAAAAAAGUUGACCCACAACAGUUCGGUACAUUACCUGGCUUGAAUACCACCUAUGCACUUAUUAGCAUGCUACAUAAAUGGAACUGUGACACCGAUGGUAAUAGUGCAACAGUGAGGAUCGUAUUGUUCGACUUCAAGAAGGCCUUCGAUCUGAUCGAUCAUGAUAUUUUAAUUCAGAAACUAGUGUCGUACGAAAUUCCAAAUAAUGUUGUCAAUUGGAUAAUAGAUUUCUUGUUGAACCGCAAACAAAGAGUUAAACUCUGCCAAGAUUGUGUUUCGGAGUGGGGCUCGGUCCCCGCGGGUGUACCGCAAGGAACAAAAUUGGGCCCAUGGCUGUUUUUAGUCAUGAUUAACGAUUUAAAUGUCUCUAAUGGUGUGAUGUGGAAAUAUGUGGACGACUCAAACAUCUCCGAAACUGUUAAAAAAGACGAAGUAAGUCAUAUCCAAUCAACCGUAGAUGAGUUCGUACGCAAGUCCAAAACCGAAAAGUUCGUGCUGAAUGAGCGCAAAUGUAAAGAAAUGAGAAUUAGUUUUACGAAAUCGGAAAAAGUCUUUCCACCCGUUACGAUAAAUAACGCCCCCUUGAAAUUGUCCCACAUGCCAAAAUUCUGGGCCUGAAUGUAUCCGACAACUUAAAAUGGAAUUAUCAUGUUAGCGAACUCGUUAAAAAAUCUUCAAAAAGAUUGUACUUCCUAACUCAGUUAAAGCGCGCCAAAGUGGGUUGUUUGGAAUUGGUACAAUUUUUUAAUCCUGCAUCAGAUCUUUAAUUGAAUAUGCUUGCCCAGUGUAUCACGAUGGUCUCCCAACGUAUCUUUCGAGUGAUCUCGAAACUAUUCAAAGACGAGCAAUGCGAAUCAUCUACCCCACAGAAUCUUACGAAGAUGCCCUACUAUUAUCAGGUCUAACUUCCCUAUUCCUACGGCGCCAACAGAUUACUAACAAAGUCUUCCUAAAUAUUAUGAACGAUGAUGUACACAAAUUAUACACGAACUACUGCCUGCUAAAAACAAUAUCUCGCUUAAUUUACGGAAAAAGUCGAAAUUCAAUAACCCAAGAGUAA
Paramuricea clavata is the source of this 3964-nucleotide messenger RNA. NCBI's taxonomy places the organism in Eukaryota, Metazoa, Cnidaria, Anthozoa, Malacalcyonacea, Plexauridae. The record is from the annotation of a GenBank genome assembly.